Molecule: messenger RNA, 868 nt
Organism: Tigriopus californicus
Lineage: Eukaryota; Metazoa; Arthropoda; Copepoda; Harpacticoida; Harpacticidae
Product: RNA transcription, translation and transport factor protein-like
Exons: 5
Coding region: 59-826 (255 amino acids)
Biological process (GO): tRNA splicing, via endonucleolytic cleavage and ligation
Cellular component (GO): tRNA-splicing ligase complex
Molecular function (GO): RNA binding
Source: RefSeq, a predicted model, not a curated record
AUGCCGGUCGUCGGUCGAGUGAUCUACAGGGCUAGUCAAUUGUGAUCCAAUCGGAACGAUGAGCUUGACCGGCUUGACCCCACUCUUCCGGGCCCGACUCAGUGUUCUGGGCCAUCCAAAUUGCAACCAAUUCAACGCUGAAGAUGUGAGCCAAUAUCGCCAUGUGGUGGCCUGGCUGGAGGACCAAAAGAUCCGUUUCUACCCCAUCCAGGAUCGAGAUCCUCUCCGAAGGGUUCAGGCCCCAGAUUGGGACUCGCAUUGCCAAACCUAUGUGGAACGGAUGCAAUGUCCGGCUUCGUUGGCCCGGAGGAACGCCCAAACUCGUCUCAUGUGGCUCUUGAAUCGGGCGGUUCAACUCCAAUAUGCCCAGAACAAUCCACCCCACCAACAUGACAAGGAAGAAAUCAACGGGGCAGAGGCCAAGUCUACUAACCCAUUAUCCGGGAUUGAUGUGAAAGGCGAUGAAUUCAAAUCGCAAGUAGCUCAACUGGCCAAGGAGUUAAAGGUCACACCUCACCCGGAUCCAGUGAUCACUUUCGAGGCCUGCUGUAUCGUUAUCAAGGCUCUCGUCGAUAAACGUGAUAAUGAGUCUCCAUCCAAGUCAAAAGAAAAGGUUCAACGUCUAGAUCUGAAUGCGCACAAUUUUGGCGUGUCCCAGGAGCUUCAAAAAGAGCCUGGAUUGUGUCGAGCCUUGAAAGUGUUGAGAUUACUCAAUCUAAAAGAUCUUCGAGGACUCCAAGACGAAGUCAACAACACCAUAGAGCAAAUUCAAGCGCUCACAGCCAAUCCCAAAACCGAUACCCGGCUAGGCCAAGUGGGCCGAUAAUGUUCCUUCAAGUCGAAAUCGAAAAUUAAAAAUUGUGCUAGA